GUGUGCUGGCGCAGUGGGAGCGCGCAGAAAGGAAGGGAGGGCAAUCUGCUACUGACUAAUAAGACCCAAUGGCUGGUGAAAGGUGGCCAGGAACGCUUCAAGUCGACAAGGGACGCUGGAAGAAGAAGACGAAGAGGAGGAGAAGGAAAACAGGAGGAUGAUAGCCUGACUGUUGGACUUUAUGGUGUGUGCAUGUGGAUUAGCGGUGACUUGGAGAGGAGCGCCAAUUGUGACAGGUAGAAAAUGAAGAUGACUUUAACUGCACAUGUGGCGCCCAUGAGUGGAAUCUUAGGACAGAAACAAGUCUUAGUUUAACCAUUUUAGAGCCUAUACUUCAAAGGAGCAUUAUGUCCUAACAGCAAGUGAUUUCUCAUGGUCAAGGUCUCGGUUACUUGGAAUGGAUCAAGCUGUGACCAAAUCCUACAUGUCACCCAAGCCUCCCCAAUGAAGCAGCCCGGCCAGGCCCGGAGCUCUCAGCUCGGCCUGCUGGCCUUGUGGACCUGCCUGUGUCUGGUGGAGGGAUGCGGACCAGGGCCCGGGUACGGCGUCCGGUCCAGGCCCAGAAAACUGACGGCCAUGCACUACAAGCAGUUCUUCCCCAAUUUCUCCGAGAACAAUCUGGGGGCCAGCGGGAGGGUAGAGGGCAAGAUCACGCGGAACUCGGAGCGCUUCAAUGAAUUAGUGUGCAACUACAACCCCGAUAUUGUGUUCAAAGACGAAGAGAACACCAAUGCCGACCGCUUCAUGACAAAGCGGUGUAAGGAAUGUUUGAACAAGCUGGCCAUAGCCGUAAUGAACCAGUGGCCAGGGGUGCACCUACGGGUGACAGAGGCCUGGGACGAGGAUGGUCACCACCCUCCCGGAUCUCUGCACUAUGAAGGCCGGGCAGUGGACAUCACUACCGACGACAGAGAAACAGACAAGUACGGACUGCUCGCCCAGCUGGCUGUGGAGGCGGGCUUUGAUUGGGUCCACUACGAGUCCAAAUAUCACAUCCACUGCUCUGUAAAAGCUGAUCACUCUGUUGCUGUGGAAAAAGGAGGCUGUUUCCCCGGCUGGGCCCGGGUGACUGUUGCUGGAGGCGGGCAAAAGACCUUAUCAUCACUGACUACUGGAGACAAAGUCAUGGCCAUGUCUGCGACAGGCAAAAUUGUAUUUUGCCCGAUCUUGUUGUUUCUGCAUCGGGAUCCACAAGCCCGGUCCAUUUUCCUGUCUUUGGAGACAGAAGACGACCAUAGAUUGGCCGUCACUCCACAUCACCUGGUCUUCUUAGACCCUGACUGCACACUUGACACCAGUAUGUACAAAGCUCGGUUUGCCAGCAGAGUCAGAACCCAUGACUGUGUUCUGACCCAUCGAGAAGACGGUCGAUUCCAUCAUUCUCGCAUCAGUUCCAUUUCAGUACAAGAGACUACGGGGGUAUACGCACCUUUGACCGAAUAUGGAACUUUGUUUGUUGACGGAGUGCUGGUCUCUAGCUAUGCACUGGUGGAAGACCAUGCACUUGCACACUGGGCGUUUGGACCUCUGAGACUCCUGUUCUCGUUGGAGUACCUACUGUGGGGGGAAAGCACAAAACAAAAGCAGACAAGUUGCACUAACACAACUUCACUUCACAGCAGCACUUUGGUCACAGCAGCUUACUAUACGAGUGACUGUCCUAUUGGAAGUGAGGAUGUGGACGAGAGACUCAGUCAUCAGACGUCCCGCGUGCACUGGUAUGCUCGCUUCCUGUACAAUGUGGCCUCCUUCAUUUCACACACUGACUCUUAAUACCCUUAAAAAGUAAAGAUGUAACUGCUACAUUUCUCAAUAACACUUCAUGUUUCUCAUCAAUGUGUUGACAUGUCAAUCUGCGCACUGGAUUAUAUGUAAUGGAACAUAUUGUAGACAUUAUCAUUGAUUUUUCUCAAAUCAAUAGAAUUUAUAUUUUUCUACCGUCUAAUAUACAGGUAAUGUUUCCAGUUAUAAAAGUUCCACAAAUUG
This is a messenger RNA of Nerophis ophidion (straightnose pipefish), 1986 nucleotides long. It is a transcript of the gene dhh, whose product is annotated as desert hedgehog signaling molecule. NCBI's taxonomy places the organism in Eukaryota, Metazoa, Chordata, Actinopteri, Syngnathiformes, Syngnathidae. Gene Ontology annotation, molecular function: patched binding; calcium ion binding. The transcript is spliced from 3 exons. Bases 373 to 1773 code for a protein of 466 amino acids. The record is from RefSeq and is a predicted model, not a curated record. Gene Ontology annotation, biological process: smoothened signaling pathway; intein-mediated protein splicing; cell fate specification.